Messenger RNA from Desarmillaria tabescens, 798 nucleotides. RefSeq lists its product as uncharacterized. The record is from RefSeq and is a predicted model, not a curated record. The transcript has 3 exons. The coding region runs from base 189 to 749 and encodes 186 amino acids. Lineage: Eukaryota; Fungi; Basidiomycota; Agaricomycetes; Agaricales; Physalacriaceae.
GAUCAGUCCGGCUUUACGAGCAUCGCCCUCCUGACCCUGGACCUUAUGUACGUUUUAGAUCUAAUCCGUGGGCUAAACUUGUCUGUUUUCCUCCGGCACUGUAAUGGGUACUACUACAUAAGCUCCCCCUCCUCCUCCUUCUUCCUUCCUUCCUCAUCAUUGACUUGAACCUCCAACAGCGAGCCAGAAUGUCGUAUAGCCUCCCAAACCGUGCAUCAAUCCAACCUACUUCCAGCCUUCAAGCUCACUUGGCUACUCUCGAAGUCGAUGGCAUAGCCAUCGUCGGGACCAGCAAUGGGCACAUAUAUCAUUUCCGAGUUUUCAUUUACAACGGCGCGCAAGGCUGCAGUGUCAGCUUCGAUUGUAAUCCUACGUAUGAGGCCAAUGAUCCGGAUAAAGCUCGCGUUACCAUCGACUUCAAGACUUACGCCUGGACCAAAUCCCAAAAUGCCCCUCCUAGUCAAAUUCCCCCGUCCACUGGCGCCUUCGACGUCAAAUUCAAGGCCGCAACGAAGGUGUCGAAUAUCUGCAACGUCGUAUUCAACACUCUCAAGAGAGACCAAUACCGAUUCAAUGGCGGUAUGGGAUGCAGGCACUGGUGUGCUAUCAUCCUCAGCGAUCUGGAGGUGUAUGGCUAUGUUGCGUACGGUACCACCUUGCAGUUCGAGACAUGGGAACAAGCCAAGUGCAGAGAACUUGGCGCAGCCGCUUUCGUCCACCCUCGCGUUCCAGGGAAUUUCUAUAACUGAUUCUGCUCUUCACCAAAAGUCGAAUUUGUAAACCAAAUGAUAUUCGAGA